AAAACAAUGGCAGUGGUUAUUGAGCUAACUUUGCGUUCUCCUGGUACUUGUCAACAAAGAAGUUAUCUUUCAUUAAAAAGUAACUGAAGCACAUAACAUAGUCACACGUAUAUAUUAUGGCAACUGCUAUUCAAAAGAAUGGCAUGAAACCUUUAACAAACACAUCGAUAAGUCAUGUAGAAAAUGUAAAUAACUUAGACAAUACUAAUAUAUGCAAAGAAGAGAAAGAUGAAAGGAUAUUUGAUGGACAAAUCCAACCUUAUGUGGAACCUCCUGAACAGGAACCUCGGGAACUGGAUAUUGUUAUCAAUAAUGUAGUUUGCAGCUUCAGUGUUAGGUGUCAUCUAAAUUUACGAGACAUUGCACUUAAUGGAUCUAAUGUGGAAUAUAGAAGAGAAAAUGGGAUGAUAACUAUGAAAUUAAGGAGACCUUAUACUACUGCUUCUAUAUGGUCUUCUGGUAAAGUAACAUGCACUGGUGCAACUAGUGAAGUUCAAGCAAAAGUUGCAGCACGCCGCUUUGCCCGCUCACUUCAAAAACUUGGAUUUAAAGUACGAUUUAACAAUUAUAGAGUGGUUAAUGUUCUGGGUACAUGUUGUAUGCCAUUUGCAAUCAAGAUAACAUCAUUUUCAUCAUGUCACAAAGAAAAUGCAGAUUAUGAACCAGAAUUACAUCCUGGUGUUACAUAUAAAUUAAAAGAACCAAAAGCUACAUUGAAAAUAUUUUCUACUGGAAGCGUCACAGUAACAGCUCCCAAUGUUGCUGCUGUCCAAGCAGCAAUUGAAUAUAUUUAUCCACUAGUCUAUGAGUUCCGUAAGGAGAGAACAGCAGAAGAUGAACUUGCCUUAACAACGAAGAAGCGUAGAUUGGGAAUGAGUAAAAGAAAUCGUGAAGAGUUCCUACAUGAUCCAGAUUAUAUGUACGAUACCAUGUUUUCUGAGGAGGAGGAGGAGGAGGAAGAAGAGGGUGAGAGUGAUGCCAGUUGGGACUGA
Molecule: messenger RNA, 992 nt
Organism: Habropoda laboriosa
Lineage: Eukaryota; Metazoa; Arthropoda; Insecta; Hymenoptera; Apidae
Gene: Trf2
Product: TATA box-binding protein-like protein 1
Exons: 5
Coding region: 117-992 (291 amino acids)
Biological process (GO): DNA-templated transcription initiation
Molecular function (GO): general transcription initiation factor activity; DNA binding
Source: RefSeq, a predicted model, not a curated record